GCGGCGUCCCCGGGCCCCGCGCGGCCGCCGAGGAGACUCGAGACUCCGAGCUGUCCGAGCUAUCGGACACCGACCCCCUCUCGGAGCCCGACCCGACCGCGCGUGACGCCGCCAGUCCCCACCAGGGCGGGGCGCCGGCGGCGCGGGCCACCCCGGGGCCGGGGCCUCUCGGGGGCCGCUGCCAGGAGUGGAGGCCGGCGCCGGUACCCCCUCCGGGACAGGGCGCGGAGACCCCCGCGCAGGGGGACGCGGAGGAGGAGGGGGUCCCCUCGAAGCUACACGUGGACGGGGAGCCCAAGACCGGCAUUCGGCGCCGGCGGAAGGGCGCUGGGAGGCACUGGGUCCCUGAGGCCCGAGCCAGCGUCCUGAGGGGCAUCCAGGACCCUUGGCAAGACCCUCCAGUCCGGGUGGCCCCUGCAGAUAGCAUGAAAGGAGCCCCGUCGGGCAGGGCCGCCAAGACUCCCGAGGGCAGGCCCCUGGGGGAGCCCCGAGGAGGCUGCUGCGUGUCUGAUGACAGUGACAUCAACGUCACGAGCGAGGAAGAGGACGGCAGGGAGCAGCCUCUCCCGGGCUCCUGCGGCCCCAAAGAGACGGAGAACGGUGGUGGCCGCGUCCCCCGGGCUCCCCUGGAGGGCCGGCCUGCACCACCAGAGGGCCUUUGCUGCUACAUCUGCGGGUCGACGCUGUCCCCAGCCUCGCAGCACCAGAUCCACGUGCAGAAGCAGGAGAGGCUGGCCCAGGCCCCCUUCUUCCCCUUCCUGUGGCUGCACAGCCCGCCCCCCGGGGCGCAGCCCAUCAGCGAGGGUGGCAGCACCCUGGUGUGCUCAUGCUGCUUCUCCUCCCUCAUGCAGCAGUGGCAGAGCUUCGAGCUGGCCCGCGUGCCUGUCCUGCAGCGACUGUACGUGGUGCCCCUGAACAGCCACGCCCCCGGCAUGGCCUCCAAGGGCAGGAGGCUCCCGAGGGAAGAGGGCCUGCCGGCUGGGGCCCUGCCAGAGGCCUGCUACCUCUGCGGGGAGGACUGUACCCAGGAUGCCCGGGCAGUGGCCUCCAGGAUCCUCAACGGCAACGCCAGGGGCUCCAUGCAUUUCCCCUUCCUCAGCCUCCUGCCCUGCCCCCCCAACGCCCGGGGCCCCAACAAGCGCUGCGAGGUGCGCAGCUGCCCCAAGUGCUUCAGCGUCCUGGAGGAUGUCUGGGCCCUGUACCGGGCCUGCCAGAACGAGGAGCUCAUUACCUCGGUGCAAGGCUUCCUGGGCCGGUACCACCAGGCCUUCUCCGCCUGGGACCCUGCCGUCUCCGAGCCACCCGCGUCGGUCCAGGGCGGCCCGGCGUCCGUCUGCUACAUCUGCGGGGCUGAGCUGGGCCCCGGGAGGGAGUUCCAGCUCAACGUGAACCCCUCCAGCCGCUUGGGCGAGAAGGAGCCCUUCUUCCCCUUCCUCACUGUUUACCCGCCCGCCCCGCGCGCUAGGCCUGCCGACUCCACCGGCCUGGUGUCCACCUGUGUGCUCUGCUACCACGACCUGCUGGGCCAGUGGCUGCAGCACGAGGCCCGCGGUGCCCACCACACCAUCAGCGCCUGGUCUCGGCAGUACCAGGUGGAGACGUUUGUGUGCUUCUUCUGCCAGCAGGAGAAGAAGCGAUGUCUUGGGCUGAAGGCCGUGCGGGUUGCCCGGCUACCCUUGUUUCUCUACACCCUGCGAGCCAGCCACAGCCUGCUGGUGGACGACGGGCGGCAGCUGAUCAUUGGCGCCUGCGUGGAGUGCGGGACCCUGGUGUGUGCUGGCCAAGGACUUACCCGCCAGGGACCCAUGGGCUGGAGCUCCCCAGUGGCAGCGGCUAUGAAGGUCACCUCUGCAUCUCUCGAGGCAUCGACAGUUGGCCACCCUCCUGCCCGGGAGCCAGAGUCCCAGCCACGCCCCCCAGCAGAGAGCCUGCCCAGGGGCCCCAGGACCGCCCAGGAGCUGGGGCCAGCGCGUUGUCAGCAGAGCAGCCUGGACGGGGCUGGACCAGACCUCACGGGCACAGGCAUGAGCCAUGAGCCCAAGUCCCCUUCACUAGGGAUGCUUUCCACCGCGACCAGGACCACCGCCACCGUCAACCCCCUCACCCCCUCGCCGCUCAAUGGCGCCCUGGUGCCCAGCGGCAGCCCCGCCACCAGCAGCGCGCUGUCGGCCCAGGCCGCGCCAUCCUCCAGCUUUGCCGCCGCGCUGCGCAAGCUCGCCAAACAGGCGGAGGAGCCCAGAGGGUCUUCACUGAGCAGUGACUCGUCCCCUGUCUCCUCCCCGGCCACGAACCACAGCUCCCCCGCCAGCACACCCAAGCGUGUGCCCAUGGGCCCCAUCAUCGUCCCCCCGGGGGGCCACAGCGUCCCCAGCACGCCCCCCGUGGUGACCAUCGCCCCAACCAAGACCGUCAAUGGCGUCUGGAGGAGUGAGAGCCGGCAGCAGGACGCCGGCUCUCGGGGCAGCAGCGGCGGUCGGGAACGCCUCAUCGUGGAGCCCCCACUGCCCCAGGAGAAGGCGGGGGCCCCGGCCAUCCCCUCCCACCUGCUUAGCACCCCCUAUCCUUUUGGCAUCUCCCCGAGCUCGGUCGUGCAGGAUUCCCGCUUUCCUCCACUCAACCUCCAGCGGCCCGUGCACCACGUGGUGCCCCCCAGCACGGUGACUGAGGACUACCUGAGGAGCUUCCGGCCCUACCACACCACCGAGGACCUCCGCAUGUCCUCCCUACCUCCCCUCGGCCUGGACCCGGCCACUGCUGCUGCCUACUACCACCCCAGCUACCUGGCCCCACACCCCUUCCCCCACCCGGCCUUCAGGAUGGACGACUCCUACUGCCUGUCAGCCCUGCGGUCCCCUUUCUACCCCAUCCCCACCCCUGGCUCCCUGCCGCCACUGCACCCAUCGGCCAUGCAUCUCCACCUCUCUGGGGUCCGAUACCCCCCUGAGCUCUCCCACUCGUCGCUGGCAGCGCUGCACUCAGAGCGGAUGUCCAGCCUCAGUGCCGAGAGGUUACAGAUGGAUGAGGAGCUGAGGCGGGAGCGGGAGCGGGAAGCUGACCGAGAGCGGGAGAAGGAGCGGGAGCGCGAGAAGGAGCGGGAACGGGAGAAGGAGCUAGAACGCGAGCGGGAGAAGGAGCGGGAGAGGGAGCUGGAGCGCCAGCGGGAACAGCGGGCCCGCGAGAAGGAGCUGCUGGCUGCCAAGGCGCUGGAGCCAGCCUUCCUGCCUGUGGCCGAGCUGCACGGGCUGCGGAGCCACGCCGCGGAGGAGCGGGCCAAGCCCUCAGAGCAGCUGACCCCGACCCGAGCAGAGAAGCUGAAGGACGCGGGCCUCCAGGCACCCAAGCCCGUGCAGCACCCCUUGCACCCGGCGCCCGCCCCCCACCACACCGUGCCCAGCCUGCUGUCCAACCAUGGCAUCUUCUCGCUGCCAGGCAGCAGCGCCGCAGCCCUGCUCAUCCAGCGCACCAACGAGGAGGAGAAGUGGCUGGCGCGGCAGCGGCGGCUGCGGCAGGAGAAGGAGGACAGGCAGUCGCAGGUGUCGGAGUUCCGGCAGCAGGUGCUGGAGCAGCACCUGGACAUGGGCCGGCCGCCGGCGCCGCCGGAGGCGGAGCACAGGCCCGAGAGCGCCAGGCCGGGACCAAACCGCCAUGAGCCGGGUAGCCGAGACCCCCCGCAGCACUUUGGCGGGCCCCCGCCCCUCAUCUCACCCAAGCCCCAGCAUCACUCCGUGCCCACGGCCCUCUGGAACCCAGUGUCCCUGAUGGACAGCACCCUGGAGACACGGCGGGCCCCUGAGAGCCACCCUCUGCACAGCCAUCCCACCUCGUUUGAGCCCAGCCGCCAGGUGGCCGUCCCCUUGGUGAAGGUGGAGCGGGUCUACUGCCCGGAAAAGGCAGAGGAGGGGCCCCGGAAGCGGGAGUCCACCCCCCUGGACAAGUACCAGCCGCCACCACGGGAGGCAGGGAACCUGGAGCACCAGGCCUUCGCUCACGGGCCUGGGCCCUUCCUGGCUGAGCUUGAGAAGUCCACCCAGACCAUCCUGGGCCAGCAGCGGGCCUCCCUCACCCAGCCAGCCCCCUUCGGGGAGCUCACUGGGCCCCUGAAGCCAGGCUCACCCUACCGGCCCCCAGCACCACGGGGCGCUGACCCUGCCUACAUCUACGACGAGUUCCUGCAACAGCGCCGGAGGCUAGUUAGCAAGCUGGACUUGGAGGAGCGCAGGCGGCGAGAGGCCCAGGAGAAAGGGUACUAUUAUGACCUGGAUGACUCGUACGAUGAGAGCGACGAAGAGGAGGUCAGGGCCCACCUCCGCUGCGUGGCUGAGCAGCCACCGCUCAAACUGGACACGUCCUCCGAGAAGCUAGAGUUUUUGCAACUUUUUGGCUUGACCACCCAACAGCAGAAGGAGGAGUUGCUGACCCAGAAGCGGAGGAAGCGGCGGCGGAUGCUGAGAGAGAGAAGCCCGUCGCCCCCGACGAUUCAGAGCAAGCGGCAGACGCCGUCACCGAGGUUGGCACUGUCCACCCGCUACAGUCCCGACGAGAUGAACAACAGCCCCAACUUGGAGGAGAAGAAGAAGUUCCUGACCAUCUUCAACCUGACCCACAUCAGCACUGAGAAGAGGAGAGACAAAGAGAAACUUGUUGAAAUGCUCCGUGCCAUGAAGCAGAAGGCACUGUCCGCAGCAGUGGCAGACUCACUCAGAAACUCUCCGAGGGACAGUCCUGCUGUCUCCCUGAGCGAACCAGCCACACAGCAAGCCUCUCUGGAUACGGAGAAGCCUGUGGGUAUUGCUGCUUCCUUGUCUGAUGUCCCCAAGGCCACGGAGCCUGGGAGACUGGAACAGCUCCGACCCCAGGAGCUGUCACGAGUCCAGGAGCCAGCUGCUGCCAGCGGCGAGAAGGCCAGGCUGAGUGAGGCCCCUGGGGGCAAGAAGAGCCUGAGCAUGCUUCAUUACAUCCGGGGCCCUCCGCCCAAGGACAUUCCUGUGCCGCUGUCCCACAGCGUCAAUGGAAAGGGCAAGCCGUGGGAGCCCUUCAUGGCAGAGGAGUUUGCACAUCAGUUCCACGAGUCCGUGCUGCAGUCCACCCAGAAGGCCCUGCAGAAGCAUCAAGGGAACGUGGCUGUGCUCUCUGCAGAGCAGAACCACAAAGUUGACACUUCCGUCCACUACAACAUUCCUGAGCUGCAGUCCUCGAGCCGGCUCCCUCUGCCCCAGCACAACGGGCAGCAGGAGCCCCCCGCUGUGAGGAAGGGCCCCCUCACGCAGGAGAUGGACCAGGACUCGGAGGAGGAGGAUGACGAUGAAGAUGGAGAAGAGGACGAUGAGGAACCCCCCAGGCGCAAGUGGCAAGGGAUUGAGGCAAUUUUUGAAGCUUACCAGGAACAUAUAGAAGAGCAAAAUCUGGAGCGGCAGGUGUUACAGACGCAGUGCAGGCGGCUGGAGGCCCAGCACUACAGCCUCAGUCUCACGGCAGAGCAGCUCUCCCACAGCAUGGCGGAGUUGAGGAGCCAGAAACAGAAGAUUGUCUCAGAAAGGGAGCGACUCCAGGCGGAACUGGAUCACUUACGGAAGUGCCUUGCAUUGCCUGCAAUGCAUUGGCCUAGGGGUUAUUUUAAGGGAUAUCCGAGGUGACGGUUUCCCUUGCGCUAGGCCGAACCUAUAGUAUAGAAAUAUUAUCUAUUUUAUUACCUUGAAUAUUUAAUAUUUUUCACUGGGAGGUUUGAAGCUUAAAAAAAUGAGAAUGUGCCAUGCAUGAAGCAAAGGAUUGCAGGCUCCAGAAAAAAGAACGAACUCGCCUUGACUUUGAUGCAAUUGAAUCACCUUUAUAAUUCAGCAAGCAACCAAUGUAGGAGGCCCAUAGUUUGUUCUUUUUAAAGGCGGUUUUAAACAUUCUUUCUUCCCCCACGUCAUUAUUUUUUAACCUGAAAAUGAAGGCUCCAUUACCAACACUAAAACUUGAUCAUUUAUGGCCCCCGUGUGUAAGGUUGGAUCAAACAUUGUCUUCUGUUUCUUGUGUUGCCAUAUUACUGUGCCUCGAGAACCAGGUUUGCUUUUGCUGCGGUGUGGGGUCAGUCUCGUUCCUCCCCAGGGCUGAGACUUGCUUCAGCUGAAUGAAGGUGGGGGUGCAUUUUAAGUAAAGGGCUUAUUUGUUUCAGUUACUUUUCUGCAAAAUUUUCUUCAAAGCAACAGGUCCUAGGAGCACACAAAGCAACAGUACUGAAGCCUCACCCAAAGGCUUUUCCCUAAAGAUAAAGCAAAUCAACACACUGAAGGUACCUUUUUAUUACUCCGUGGGGGACAAUGUACAGAGCUCUAUGUAGACAUAUAUUCACACCCACCGAAUUGUUACUGCAGUGGGUGGUGUUUUCAUACAAACGUAAAUUUUGAGAGAAAAGUCAAAGGUGCUUCAGCCUUGUACUGUGUAUAUAUUAAAAAACAAAGUUUUGUAUGUUUUUAUUACUUUAAUUAUUGUUAUAAAAAGCCUGCCAUUUUUAAUAUGUGGUUUGGGGGGAUUUUUGUUUGUUUGUUUGUUUUCCUGUUUGGGGGUUUUGUUUGUUUUUGUUUUUCUGGGCAAAAAAAAACCCUUGCUUUUAGUGUUUGUACUGCUGCUGGUCAGGACAUUAAAAUAUUGAAGUGUUUUUAAAAAUUAAAGGAGAAGAAAAGUAAAAGAGCUUACCACUGGC
Messenger RNA from Diceros bicornis minor, 6685 nucleotides. RefSeq names its product Gse1 coiled-coil protein (gene GSE1). The transcript has 17 exons. Bases 426 to 5633 code for a protein of 1735 amino acids. NCBI's taxonomy places the organism in Eukaryota, Metazoa, Chordata, Mammalia, Perissodactyla, Rhinocerotidae. The record is from RefSeq and is a predicted model, not a curated record.